AUGCCUGCUCGGGCAGUGCUGGGCGCUUGUUUUCGCUCUGGGCCCGCCUUGUUUCAGGUGCAGAUUCUCGUGCAGGGCCCGAUCUUGGCGUCGCGGCUGCGGACGGGCAGCACGGCGGCGCAACACACCCGGAGCCUCCAGGAGGCGCAGUUGCACGGGGACACGGUGCACCAGCCGCCCAAGUUCAUCAUUCCCACCAACGAUGGUGAAGAUGGCGUGGAGGUGAAGGCAAAGCCGUGGCACGAGGUCCAGGUGCAAUACGCGCUGACCGACCUCGGGCGCCCUGACGGCAGCACUGGGGGCUUCUACGGCCUCAUGCGCCGCACUCGCUUCAUCAAGCUGGAGGUGCUGCGGCGCCUUUUCGCUGAGGAUGGGGAUGCCUACCGGCCUGGGGUAGAAGGCGACUUCAGGGACGAGACCCUGUCGCAGCCUUUGACCAACGCCCUGGCGCAGCUCGUCUGCAACAUCUUCGGGGCUCGCUUGUGGGAACUGUGGCUUUUUGGCAUGCUGGACUGA
Effrenium voratum is the source of this 516-nucleotide messenger RNA. The record is from the annotation of a GenBank genome assembly. Lineage: Eukaryota; Dinophyceae; Suessiales; Symbiodiniaceae.